UUUCUAACGGGUUGCAUGAGCAUUAAACACCAAUUAAUCUUUAUUGUUUUGUCUUUAACCGACCCUUGCAGGAUUUAGGCCCUAUAUACCGGCUUUGGUAGGAUCCUACUUGACGGACAUGUAGUUUCAGUUUUCAUUUUAUCUGUAGCAUAGAAUCUAGAUGAAAUAGGGCUUUAGGUAUUAGCCUACUACUGAAGCAGGAAACCAUUCAAGGCAGAGCUAGCGAGAAAGCACUUUUGAACCUCGUCACCUUGCAUUGGAUUUGUUUAAGUACAGAGAAUGACCACAAUUCCAAAGAUCUUUAUAACACUAUCUCUCUGCCUUUUUGUGAAUGUUGUUCUCCCAGCACCUUUUGAAAAUUCAAAAGUUAGAAAAUCCAGAGAUGCUAAUAGUGAUGAUGGUCCUGCAGCAAAAUGCCAAGACAUUUAUGAAAGGGACAAGAAUUCACCAAGUGGCUAUUAUGACAUUAAAAUAGGGGAUCAAAUUUUUAAAGUUUAUUGCUAUUUUCACAAUCCACAAUCAACUAUGAUUCGUCAGUUUGAUGAUGUAAAUGGGGUACCUCAAGAGUUCCAUGUUUAUGAACCAGUGGGUGUUAGCAAUGGUGAUCCAGAGGGUGCCAUGGAAAUGCAGGUAGAGCCUCACGAAAUACCACCUGGAGCUGGUCCGCAUUUUACGCAGUCAAUCAUUGAUGAACAAGAAAAGAUGUACUGGAACAAGACAGCAACCAUUCAGAAUCUGAUAAACUCAAAUAACGAAAGAGAAAGAGAGAAGAAGAAAGAGAACAAGAAUCCUGAUCAAGAUACCAUGGAACUAAAAUAGAUCGUAAUGGAUAAAAACAUGGCUAAUCAAGAUAUAAGGCGGAUUAAUGGAAUAUAGAUGACUCACUGAUCCCAAGUUCCAAAAGGAGUGGCCCUACUGAUCCGGCUACAUGGGAAAGGCUGCAUUUGAGUGAAAUUAAAACAGCUGCGGGGUCUGGACUAAAAGGAACCAUCAGAGGACUUAUUAACGGUUGUGAUCAUGUCAAACAUGGCCUAAUUUUUGUCAUUAAUCCAUAAACAUUUUUAGCCAUUUUCUGCAAGAGACUGUAGAAGCAGUCAUUAAACAAUAUCAUUUUAUGUUAUAGCUAUGAAACUUUGUGGAUAUAAACUUCCUGUCUUUUGUAAUUAGAACGUAAAGAAAAGAUCGAGUGUGGCAAAAUUUUGUUUAGGAAAAUCUACGUUCAGUGUGUAGGAUGUGUUGUAAGGGACCUCAGAGGACGACUGGACAAUAGAAAAUUGCUUACAGCUGGAAGAAAUGUCCGUUCCCAUUUCGUUGGCGCUUCGCAGCUAGUAUCCAAUAUUCUGUUUGAAGUUAGCAAUCGGACUUUAGCAUACUAUUUUUAAUCUGGGGCGAAAUUGGAAAGAUGUUGUUGAAAUUGGUUUGUUUGGAAUUCGAGUUUAACCUUUUGUAAACUUAUUUGUAGAAGGCAGAGAAGGUAUUUUUAUCCGUGAAGUUGUCACGAUUUCUAGUAAACUAUUACGGUAUAAUCCCUGCCAAAAGUCUUUGAACACUGAGUUAGUUUUCAAGAGCCAAAGUCAAUCACCCUCUUCUCCCUCUGCAAAAAAUGUUGGUUCUUGAUAAAACUACGUGAAAGAUUAGGAAGUGCAUUUUUCGUCUUUCUUGUAUGAUAUUUCCUUAAGCCAUUAACAUAAUUCGAGAUAGGAGAGGGAAUGAAGAAAGGAAGGGGGCGGAAGUAGUGAUAUUUGGGAACAUCAAUCAAAAACAGAAGUUCAACGCCAGUUACGAAGUAUUCUGAUUAGAGUUCCAAGUUAUUUUGGAAUGUUUUGUAGGCAAUUUAAUGUCUAGUACAUAGCGUCUGAACAGUUCAAUAAAAAGAUAAUGUAACACAUAUGAUAUAUUUUAAUUUAUCUUAAAUACAAAAGUCAAUUUGUAUAGAAACUUAUUGGUCACUUAAUGGUCAUAUAUGACGUAACUGUUUGAACUAGACUCCAAGCCAUCAAAAAUUAUUAAAGGAAGGUGAAAGUAAUUUAGGGGAAGACAAACACGACAGUGGUCUGUUUGAGGACUUUAGUAGUUGUUUUCAGUCAGAGGAGAUCUGCGUUUGCAAGAAAAUUUAGGUUUUAAGUUAGUUGUUCUAGAGAAAGUCAGAAGGGCUUAUAACACACUGCUAACAAGGGUUCCGAGGUGUUGAACUGC
Molecule: messenger RNA, 2196 nt
Organism: Rhopilema esculentum
Lineage: Eukaryota; Metazoa; Cnidaria; Scyphozoa; Rhizostomeae; Rhizostomatidae
Source: RefSeq, a predicted model, not a curated record